This is a messenger RNA of Colias croceus (clouded yellow), 888 nucleotides long. RefSeq names its product toll-like receptor 3. Bases 121 to 765 code for a protein of 214 amino acids. The record is from RefSeq and is a predicted model, not a curated record. Gene Ontology annotation, cellular component: extracellular matrix. Lineage: Eukaryota; Metazoa; Arthropoda; Insecta; Lepidoptera; Pieridae. Gene Ontology annotation, molecular function: protein binding. The transcript is spliced from 3 exons.
AGCACUUCAAUACUGUAGCAUACCUACCUACAUGCAAAUUGUAAUUAAAAUAUAUUAUGUAAUAAUAUUCUUGUUACAUUAAAUGUAAAAUUGUACAAACCUGUAGGAGUUUUUUCAGAAAUGUCGCGAAGGAAAAUUAUAAAUCUUCUUAUUUCAAAGACACUUCUAUUUUGUCUAAUUGCAAAAUCGUCUUCGUUAGAGGAAUGCAUUCAGGAUUUUAAUACAGAUUUGUGCAUGAUUGAAGCUAAAUGUCGCGAUGUUGUUACUUUGGAGUCUGUGAACGACGGGUUAGUUGGGAACUGUUACGAUUCUUAUCGCUAUAGACAAUGGGAUCGUUUUCCAAUGAAGAUUGCUUAUGAAGACACUUCUAAUGAAGAUUCAGAGAGAAAGCCUCUUAUACAAGAUUAUUAUUAUCGUACAAUAAUUAUAAUACUAGACUUAAGUCAUAAUAAUUACACCAUUUUUCCUUUAUUGCAAGAUAUGCAAAAUAUGGAAAUACUUAAUUUAUCAUUCAAUUUGAUAGAAAGCGCAGAACUCAGUUCUGAAUACAGUUUUCCGAAUUUACAAGAGCUUGAUCUAUCACAUAAUUUACUCCAUGAGCUUACAAUUAAUUAUUAUGAAAAUUCAUUUACAAAUCUAGUAAAGUUAAAUAUUUCACAUAACAAUUUUGUUCAAUUGGAUCCUGCUACUUUUCAUCAAUACAAUAAUUUACAAUACAUAGAUUUGUCUUAUAAUGACAUAUCAAAAUUAGAUGAAUUCACCUAAGAAGGCACACCAAAUCUUGUGUACUUAAAUUUAGCACAUAACAAACUCAAAAAACUGAAUGGAUCACUUUUAAGAUUGACAAAACUUGAGCAGAUCGUAGCGAAUAAUAAUAAAUUUAGUGAU